Theobroma cacao (cacao) is the source of this 1068-nucleotide messenger RNA. RefSeq lists its product as uncharacterized. The record is from RefSeq and is a predicted model, not a curated record. NCBI's taxonomy places the organism in Eukaryota, Viridiplantae, Streptophyta, Magnoliopsida, Malvales, Malvaceae.
ACUGCAUCUGCAUUGGCUCUUCCUUGAGCUAAGAAUGAGCUGUGGUCAUUUCCAUUGUCUUAUGUGCACUAGAAAACAUGAGGAAACCUCCCAACUUUUAUUGUUUCACCACUUUUGCGGAUCAUUCGCUUGAAUGAUUCCAUUCCUUGUCCGGGUGGGAUUUCUCCAAAGCCUGGUUUGGACUUUCUUAUGCAGAUUCUCACCACCAAUUGAAUCCCAUUGGAUUCUUCGAAUUCCCAAUGUCAUAUAUUCCGAUUUAUGACUUUCUUUUUAAGAAACUGAACGGAAACAACGUUCCUCUGAGGUCCUUAAGAGCCAGCUGCUCAGAUUGUAGCGUCAUUUACUCAAAAUGGAGAUAUCAGCAAGCAACGCAACAAGACUAUUGUGUCUUUACGGCUUUCUGGUGACUUCUCUUCUGUUUUCUCAAAUCAAUGCAGAUGGAAAAAUCAAGCAAGUCACAGAUCCCACUGGGAAUGUGAAUCUGAGUCCAUUUCAACAAUGGAAAAGUGCUUAUGAAUGCCUGCAAAAUAAAUCAACAAGUUGUUCAGACAAGUAUAUAUUAACUGAGGCAGGAUGGAUGAAUAUAACCACGGCAGACACAGAUGAAUUUUGUAAGCCUGGAGGGUGUGGAGAACAUACCAUGGCAGUGUUGACUUGCAUUCAUCUGGUUAAACGAGACUAUAAGUUUGCCAACAAGGCAACUGUGCAGGACCUCAUUGUCACAAUCACACAAGGAUGCGACUAUGGAUUCAAUGGAACCACAAUCAUUAGUGACGCCAGAAGGUCAAGCAAGAGUGGAAUUGAGUUCAUAAUUUCAAUUUUAGUAGCUCUGUUUCUGUUGAUGCACUUCCAUGAUUAAACUAUUAUGAUCCUUCUCUGGCAUAAUCAUAUAUAAAAGAGCUCUAUGUUAGCAUAUCAUUUGUGCUUGAUGCUGAACCCUGUACUUCAAAUAAAGGAGCAAUUAAGAAGGGUACAUGUGUAGAGAAAGGAAGUGUGUGUUUUGUGCUUAUGAUGUAAUCCAUUUUGAAAGAGAAAUGAAACAAAGCAUGAUAUCAGUCUUGUGGCAAA